Molecule: messenger RNA, 199 nt
Organism: Paramecium pentaurelia
Lineage: Eukaryota; Ciliophora; Oligohymenophorea; Peniculida; Parameciidae
Source: the annotation of a GenBank genome assembly
AUGGCUGAUUUUAGAUGUAAAAGUUUCAGUAUCAGAGCAAUUCCAAUAUUGUGUUGAAUUAGAGGAAGGAUGAUCACUAAAAAAUUACUUUUAAAUAGUAAUUAUAAUGUAGCAAUCCAUUAUAUUAAUCUUCUAUUAGAUAUCAUGUUUGAUUUUAGAGUAGUUUUCCAAUUAGAAUUAGAUGUUUUAAUCAAAUGAU